GCUCCCGGUCUCUGGCAUCCCCCGCCCCGGACCGCCCGCGCCUUAUCUCGGGGCGGCAGGGCCUCGCCCACACCAAACCUGUGGAGGCCGACCCGGGACGCCGCUGGCUGGCUGAUGGCUCGCUCGACCGUCAUGGAGAUCCUGGGGUCCCUUCUGGUGCUGGAGUUUCUGCUCCUCUCCCCGGCAGAGGCCCAGCAGACCACGGAGCGUCACCUGAAGCCGUGGCUCGUGGGCCUGGCCGCCGUGGUCGGCUUCCUGUUCAUCGUCUAUGUGGUCCUGCUGGCCAACCGCGUCUGGUGCUCCAAAGCCAGGGCUGAGGAGGAGGAGGCCAUGUUCAGAAUGGAGCCCAACCUAUACCAGGACCUGAGUGAAGACAAGAGGGAGAAGAAACAUGCCCAGGGGAAAGAAGAGGAGAGGAAGGAGGAGAAAAAGGCAGCCAAGGAAGGAGAGAGCAACUUGGGACUGGAGCUGGAGGAAAAAGAGCCCCAAGACCAUGAGAGAGCAAAGAACACAGCCAUGUAAAGAUUCCUGGCUGCUUCUUCCAGGCAGUCCCCCAGAGAUGCCUCUUCCGCCCCCUGCAAGCAGCGCCCUGGCGUUGAAGCCAGUGAAAGAACUCCAUCUGGGAUUCAGAAUACAGUGUCCUCAAGUGAAGGAGGCUUGGAUCCCACCCCACCGCCCUCCAUGGGGGCUCUCUGGGCCUCAUGUGGUUUUCAUGCACCCCUCUUCCUGAGCUUGGUCCCUGCCUGGUGAUUCUUCCGAGCUUGGAGAACGUCCCUGGUUGAGGAGACACCGGCAGUCCUCCACAAUCUCAUGGCUCCCCUGCUUCUGCUCACCGCCUGCUUUCUUUUCUCUCUGCCGGAUGUCUGCUGGCCAGAACUUCCCCUUCUCCCAGGCAGCCGCUGUCAGCCAAGGGCUGCCUCCUGAUGGCCUGGAUUAAAUAAUUCCUAAGAGCCCUUUGGAAGGGUUCCUGUCA
Messenger RNA from Callithrix jacchus (white-tufted-ear marmoset), 973 nucleotides. It is a transcript of the gene SMIM24, whose product is annotated as small integral membrane protein 24. NCBI's taxonomy places the organism in Eukaryota, Metazoa, Chordata, Mammalia, Primates, Cebidae. The record is from RefSeq and is a predicted model, not a curated record.